Messenger RNA from Rhagoletis pomonella (apple maggot), 2628 nucleotides. Its product is annotated as zinc finger protein 569-like. Gene Ontology annotation, cellular component: nucleus. The transcript has 12 exons. Gene Ontology annotation, biological process: regulation of transcription by RNA polymerase II. Bases 139 to 2598 code for a protein of 819 amino acids. Gene Ontology annotation, molecular function: DNA-binding transcription factor activity, RNA polymerase II-specific; zinc ion binding; RNA polymerase II cis-regulatory region sequence-specific DNA binding. The record is from RefSeq and is a predicted model, not a curated record. Lineage: Eukaryota; Metazoa; Arthropoda; Insecta; Diptera; Tephritidae.
GGCUACCAUUUGUUGUCAAAAGGUGAAAAGCGGACUGGCAUCACGUCACAGCGUUCUCGUAUUGUAAAAUUUUCUCAAAAACAAACGUCUUACUGGGUGCAGUGGCACACAAAAAAAUCAAAAUAGCAAUAAUUAGUUAUGAAGACUAGUUUAACCGAAAAUUGGAUUGUUUGCCGGGUUUGUCUGAGGCAGCCCGAAGAGACGAUGACGACAAUAUUCGAUAAGGAUGAUGAAAAAGAUAUGACGCAAAUGAUUUUGGAGUGUGGCGGGGUACCAAUAAAACGUUACGACCACUAUCCGGAUAAAAUAUGUACCAAAUGUCUGAAGUACUUACAAGUGGCGUACAAAUUUCGCGUUAUUUGCCAACGCUCACACAGACAUCUUAGUAGAUUUAUAGCGCCAGUUGUGGUGGAUACCCACAUACAGGAGGAAGUUACAGACUAUUUACCAAUUGAAGUAGAUGAAGUAGAGGAGAUAGCUUUAAAAGUAGAACCAGAUGCUGCUCAAAUCAAACAGGAAUACUCCGAUCCAGAGGAGGCAGAGGUCUUGGACAUUUAUGUGCCAAUUGACGAGGAAGAGGAGGUGUUUGAGGAAUUCGAUACAAUUGAUCGUUCAGCUUCGGCUAUGUCGGAUGGAGUAGAGUACCUAGAAGAAAUUAAUGAAUUCCAAUAUGAUGAUGAUGAUGAGGAUUAUGUACAAAUUAAAGAAGAAACACCGAAGCGCGGUAGAGGACGACCACCUAAGAAUUUAAGUAGACCGGAAGCAUCGACAUCAAAACAAGCGGCAGCUCGGCAACCAGUAAUCAAGAAAGAAAAAUGUUCACCAGCCAAGCGUGGCCCAAAACCAAAAAAAAUUAAACCCACAACCUACAUCUGCGAUAUAUGUGGAAAUAUCUAUCCAUCGCAGGGGCGUUUGACCGAGCACAUAAAAUUGCAUAAGGGUAUAAAACCACAUGAGUGCGAAAUUUGUGGACAUUGCUUCGCACAGACACAGCAAUUGACGCGUCACAUGAAUACACACACCGGAAAUCGGCCAUAUAAAUGCAGCUAUUGUCCAGCAGCUUUUGCCGAUCUUUCCACUCGCAAUAAACAUCAUCGCAUUCACACAAAUGAGCGGCCGUACGUGUGCGAUGUUUGCGGCAAGUCCUUUACGUAUACAAACACCUUAAAAUUCCAUAAGAUGAUUCACACAGGCGAGAAGCCACAUGUUUGUGAUAUUUGCGGCAAAGGAUUCCAGCAGGCUUACAAGUUGCGUAAUCACAAAAUGACCCACGAACGUAAAGGUGUUGGAAUCAAAAUGGAACCGAUCGAAGUGGAAGCGUUGGAAAGUUAUCAGGAAGUAAAUCCAACAGCAACUCAGGUUAUAGAAAUUUCCGAAAAAGAAAUGUCUCCUAUAUUUGGUACGGGCGCCAUUGAAACAAGCUUAUCAUAUCAAAUUGCAGACUACGGCUUGAUUAAGCUAAGCGAAAGUAAUGCAUAUCCUAAUCGAAUAUGUGAGAAGUGCUUGUUAUUGCUUAAGGCGGCUCAGAAGUUCCGCCAACUUUGCCAACGCUCUGCAAAGCAGUGGAAGGAUUUGCUGCAAUUAAGUGAAUGUGGAACAGAAGCUAAAAAAGAUAAAACAGUCAUAGAAGAAAUAUUAAAUAAAACUAUUUGCGUAAAGCAAUUAAAUGAUGUACCAUCAAUGGAAAAAUCAUUGGUAUUGCAUGAAGAGCACCAAAAGGAAGAAGGCGACACUGUUGACAGUUAUGUUUUUGAGGUCAUUCAUGACGUGGAUGAGGAUUGCAAUGAAGGAGGUAAUCAUUUACUGGAAUCAAAUGAUGGAGAGUUUGGUGAACUUGACAACGAUCGUAUGGCGUUUUUAGAAGAUAACUCUGCAGCCAAUUCCGAUGAGCUUACUUACUAUUCAAACUCACAAUUUGAAGUAUUAAAGCAUGAGGAAACGCUCAGUUCAGAUGUACCUAUUAACAAAUUCUUUUAUGAUGAACCACAAGCAGAAAAUUUACAUGAAGAAAAAUCAAAAAGAAAUGACCAUGAAUUCGAAAUUAGCACGAAAACUGUAUCGGUUAAAUCACAAGCUACACGUGGUCGAAGAAAAAUAUCUAAUAUUAAGAAGCCUUCACAAAAGAAUAAAUCAAGGUACGGGGGUGAUUCUUCGAAUGAGUGGGCGAAGAAAGCACCAAGUAAUUAUAUAUGCAGCUUUUGUGGCAAUGUUUACACUGAGAAGGCAAAAUUGACAUUGCAUCUAAGGAUACACACCAAGGAGAAACCGCAUGAAUGCGAAAUUUGUCAUAAACGAUUUUCGCAGACUCCACAGCUUACACGUCAUAUGAAUUCGCAUACAGGAAAUCGACCUUUUAAAUGCAAGUUUUGUGAAGCCAGCUUCGCCGAUCCUUCUACGUGUAUUAAACAUCAACGCAUUCAUACACAGGAGCGUCCAUACGUUUGCGACACUUGUGGAAAAGCCUUUUCUUAUUCAAAUGUACUGAAGGUCCACGUUAUGUCACAUACGGGGGAGAAACCAUAUAAUUGUAAAUAUUGCGGUAAAAAAUUCACCCAAGCACACCACAGAAGCACCCAUGAGCGCAUUCAUACAACGUGAAAAAGAGGAGGUAUUUUACCAGGAUCCUUU